Messenger RNA from Rhinocladiella mackenziei CBS 650.93, 948 nucleotides. RefSeq lists its product as uncharacterized. NCBI's taxonomy places the organism in Eukaryota, Fungi, Ascomycota, Eurotiomycetes, Chaetothyriales, Herpotrichiellaceae. The record is from RefSeq and is a predicted model, not a curated record. Gene Ontology annotation, molecular function: protein dimerization activity. The transcript is spliced from 2 exons. Bases 1 to 948 code for a protein of 315 amino acids.
AUGGACUCGCCGAACACGAAUACAAAGUAUCAAGAACCCUUCCUGCAACAAUCAGACGACGAAAGCCUUUUCUUGCCACCGACAUCCAUAGACGUGGAGAAUUACCAAAACUUGGACCAAUUUGAUCCCUGGCAAGGUCUGCAAUCCGCUGACUAUUUGAUAUUUCCCGCAUUGGACUCUGCGAACGCUGGUUCCCGUCCGGACUUAGUGGAAGAUGCAUCCCCGGAGGCUUUCGUUGCACCCUCCAAAACAACCUGUGCGGUAGAUUCUCAUCGAUGCUUCGUGCUAGACAAACUUGGGCCAGCCGACAUAACGAGCCGUCAGGCUUCAAGUGUUGGUCAACUAGAUUGCGGAGCCAGUGCUAGAGAAACGCCGCUACCUAUGGUUAAUCUGGCAGAUAUCGAAGACUGUAGCUUGGCUCCCUGCAUAUCAAAGGGUCGAGCCUCUCCAGUUAGAUCUUCCAGACCACAGGGCCAGGCCCAAGGUCAGAGUAGGAAACAGCCUAAGGAUGAGAAGCAACCAAGGAGCACGAGAUCCCGCGGCAGGAAGACCCAACCCCAUUCCCAUUUUUCCAGUGCGGACGACUCAGCAACCCUCCGGGCCAAGCACAACCACUCUGUGGUCGAACGACGGUAUCGUGAUAAUUUGAACGGAAAAAUUACGCAGCUUCAUCGAACACUACUCGCAACCGAAGCCAAUCCUCAUUUAGCGAACUACAAAUCCCAAAUCCUGGCGCCAUUUCAGGAUGGAGCCAGCAGGGUCCGUAAAUACGACAUCAUGACCAAGGCGAUCAACUACGUCCACCAGUCUGAGGUUGAAAUCCGCCAUAUGACCGAUGAGAUUCGUCAUCUACAAGAGCGAAUCUAUGGUCUCGAGAAGUUGGUCAAAUGUGAAGAUUGCACGGUGCUUCAGAACAUCAUGCAGUUACAACUAGGAGAAGCCUGCUGA